AUGAGUUGGGCUGCUGGAACUCAGUGUGUAGCCAAGGGGGACAGCAGGAGAGCCAAAGCUGGAGAGCUGGCCUAUCGCAAAGGCGACAUUCUCACCAUCGUUAAUUCAGCCCUGAGGAAGGGAUGUUACACAGCCAUAAACAACUCCACAGGAGAGGAGGGACUCAUCAGCUCCACCAGUGUGCGAGAGAGGGAGGCUCUGCGGGUGGAUCCCAGCCUCAGCCUCAUGCCGUGGUUCCACGGGAAAAUCUCUGGUCCGGAGGCGGUGUGCCUGCUGCAGCCGGCUGAAGACGGCCUGUUCCUGGUGCGAGAGAGCAUCCGCCAUCCUGGUGACUACGUCCUGUGUGUGAGCGUUUCGGGGGAGGUCAUACAUUACCGGGUGAUUUACCAAGACAACAAGCUGACCAUCGACAACAACCAGUACUUCUACAACCUCAUCGACAUGAUAGAGUUCUACUCAAAGAACAAAAGCUCCAUAGCGACAACACUUACGAAGCCCAAACAGAAACAAGGAGCAAAGUCAGCCGAGCUGGAGCUGUCUAAAGCUGGCUGGCUGAUGGACACUGAAAAGCUCACGCUGGGAGAAAAUAUUGGAGAAGGAGAGUUUGGCACUGUCUAUGAGGGGCGCUACAUGGGCCAGAGGGUGGCAGUGAAGAUCAUCAAAUGCGACGUGACGGCUCAGGCCUUCCUGCAGGAGACCGCAGUGAUGACGAAGUUGCAGCAUAAAAACCUGGUGCGGCUGUUGGGGGUCAUCCUUAACAAAGGGCUUCACAUUGUCACAGAGCUCAUGACUAAGGGAAGCCUGGUGAACUUCCUCAGGACAAGAGGACGCUCGGUCGUAAGCUUUACUCAACUGCUGCGCUUCGCUCUUGAUGUGUGCGAGGGGAUGGAGUAUCUGGAGUCGAAGAAGCUGGUUCACAGAGAUUUGGCUGCUCGAAAUGUGUUGGUCUCCGAUGAAUGCGUGGCCAAGGUCAGCGACUUCGGCCUGACCAAGGUGGACUGGAAGGAGCCCGACAAGGCCAAGCUCCCGAAAUGCUCCACAAAGUCAGACGUUUGGAGUUAUGGGGUUCUUCUGUGGGAGAUCUUCUCAUACGGGCGGCAGCCUUAUUCUAAGAUGGAAGUGAAGGAGAAAGUGGAGGCCGGCUAUCGCAUGGAGGCUCCAGAGGACUGCCCCCCCCGCCUGUACCUCCUGAUGAGGCUCUGCUGGGAACGGGAGCCCCGCAGGAGACCCGGCUUCUCCAAGCUAAGAGAGAAACUUCAGAGUGGACUCCUGUCUGUUUAG
This is a messenger RNA of Menidia menidia (Atlantic silverside), 1281 nucleotides long. The record is from the annotation of a GenBank genome assembly. Lineage: Eukaryota; Metazoa; Chordata; Actinopteri; Atheriniformes; Atherinopsidae.